CCAGUCCUGUUGGGGGCCCCGUGCACGCUCAUCCCAAGGUGCCGAUCUCAGAGAGGAGAGAACAGUGUCCUCAUUUCAAAUUGGGCUCCAUAAAGUCCAGCGCCUGAUGGAAUGUGUGUGUGUGAGAUAGAGAGAGAGAGAGAGAGAGAGAGAUGAGUUCACUGGCGCCGCUCCGUUCUCUUGCUUGCUUCGUCUUCCUCUGCGCAUCCUUCGGUGCAGCAAAUGGGAUGUACGGUAGGGUUGGUGCGGCGGCGGCGGCGGCGGCGGCGGUGGAGAGUAAGAGGCUGCAGCUGCACACCGACGGGAGCGGCGGCGCCGCGCAAGCGUGGCCUGGGUACCUCUACACCCGAGCGGUUGGGAGAUGCACGCCCCAGUUCUGGAGCAGCGGAGCUGAGCCAUGGCCCAACAUCAUCCCUCAGGAAGCGGCAGUGUCGAAGGUGUUCGGCUCCAGGUCUGUUGAGAGGUACGGGCCACGCCUCACCUUGCUGGAGGCCACCAUGAGGACGGACGACAUUGGCGGCAACGCCUUUGUCAAGCUCGUGAAGCAAGGUAGCGCUUCCCUCCUCAACGCCUACACGAGGAGAGGUUUUCCUUUAGAUUCUUGGGAGGUGAAGGCGCUGCUGUUGGAAGCGCUUGUGUCCGAGGAGGCUGCCGCCGUCCAGGCGGAGCGGUUUGAGCAGGCGAACGAGUCCUGCAUUUGAAAGAGGAGAGGACAUGGUGAUGAUGAAGGAGCUGCUGUUUCUGCUUGAAAGCUGCGUAGCUACAGUUUGUAGUAAGUAGGUCACCCCUUCUGUGACUUUCUCUAUGCCUUUGGGGUUUCAGAAUGUUAGCUGCAAUGUGCGUGGCUGCUAUUUGGUAAAUCUAUGAGAUUGUACCUUCCGUGCAUGGAUGGAAGUUUUAUAUUGUCA
Phragmites australis (common reed) is the source of this 908-nucleotide messenger RNA. RefSeq lists its product as uncharacterized. NCBI's taxonomy places the organism in Eukaryota, Viridiplantae, Streptophyta, Magnoliopsida, Poales, Poaceae. The transcript is spliced from 2 exons. The coding region runs from base 153 to 701 and encodes 182 amino acids. The record is from RefSeq and is a predicted model, not a curated record.